AUGACAGACUUCGACAUCAAGAAGACUUAUCUCAAGUUCUUGGAGGAUGACCAGGAGAUGACGAUGCCCAUAGCGGCGAUCGAGUCGCUAGUGACGCUGCUGAAGGUGAAGCAGCCCUCGACCUCCACGGAGCUCAUCACGCUGUUACAGGACGCCACACGGGACCUCAAGCAGUCCAUUCCGAACGCUGUGUCAUUGUCUGCCGGGUGUGACCUGUUCAUGAGGUUCGUGCUGAGAAACACACACCUGUACCAUGACUACGAGAGCUGUAAGAAGCACCUUGUUGAGAACGGCCAGCUGUUCCUGGAGCGGUCCAAGGCGUCGAGAGAUAAGAUCGCAGAGAUCGGCUCCAAGUUCAUCACGGACGACGACACCGUGCUGGUGCACUCCUUCUCGAGAGCGGUGUACUCGCUGCUGAGCCACGCGGCAGACCGCAAGAUCAGGUUCAGGGUCGUGGUCACGGAGGCCAGACCAACGUUCCAGGGUGAGCGCAUGGCCAAGUACCUCAGGGAGAAGAACGUGCCCGUGAGCCUGAUCGUGGACUCAGCAGUCGGCUUCGUGAUACACAAGGUGGACAAGGUGCUUGUGGGCGCCGAGGGCGUUGCCGAGAGUGGAGGCAUCAUCAACCACGUUGGCACAUAUCAGAUCGGAGUGUUGGCGAAGGCCGCCAACAAGCCAUUGUACGUUGUUUCAGAGUCCCACAAGUUCGUCAGAAUGUUCCCGUUGGCUCCAGACGACAUCCCAACGGACCACGACCCUUUACGCCACUUCUCCACGUCGAACGACGACCAGGUGUGCUCGCCAUUGAUCGACUUCACUCCUCACGAGUUCCUCACGGCGUUGAUCACGGACCUGGGGGUGCUGACACCGGCUGCCGUGUCUGAAGAGCUGAUCAAGAUGUGGUACGACUAG
This is a messenger RNA of Williopsis jadinii, 912 nucleotides long. It is a transcript of the gene GCN3, whose product is annotated as translation initiation factor eIF2B subunit alpha. The coding region runs from base 1 to 912 and encodes 303 amino acids. Gene Ontology annotation, biological process: translational initiation. The transcript has a single exon. Gene Ontology annotation, molecular function: guanyl-nucleotide exchange factor activity; translation initiation factor activity. Gene Ontology annotation, cellular component: eukaryotic translation initiation factor 2B complex. Lineage: Eukaryota; Fungi; Ascomycota; Saccharomycetes; Phaffomycetales; Wickerhamomycetaceae. The record is from RefSeq and is a predicted model, not a curated record.